UCGAAGAUGGCGGACGAGGCUGCCGACACAUCCGUACAGAUGACUGUUUUUGUGUUGAAAUCAAUACUACAUGUAUUUGGACGUAUCCGCAAUAUCAACGAAAGAGAGGAAAGCACUAUACAGGCAAGCAGAAAGGAGUAUGAAGCAGCUACAUUCCGUGCACGCAGAUCCCACCGGAGAAAGAAAGCUGCUGCGUUUUGGCUCUGUGUCCAGCAGCAGCGUGAGAAGGCCAUAUGGAAGCGUGAGAGACCGAGCGGGGAAAUAUUCUGGGCAGAUGUUUUGCAGAACUUUGACGAUGUGCAGUGGAGACGUCAUUUUCGCAUGUCCCGGUGUACGUUUGAGUAUGUGUUACGUCUGGUGAAACCCGCCCUAACACGAAAGAUUACACGGUGGCGAAAACCACUUGAACCGCGUCGGAGACUGGCCAUUGUUCUUUGGUGGUAUGCCACACCGAGCGAGUACAGAACAAUAAGCUGUCUCUUUGGUGUAGGACUGUCCACUGUAUGUGGCCUAGUGCGUGAAGUUACAUCUGCUCUAAAGGACAACCUACUCAAGCGUUUCAUUUGCCUGCCGAAAGGGGAACAACUUCAGAAGACCUUAGAUGGAUUUGCAGAGCGAGGUUAUCCUAUGUGUGCAGGUGCCAUCGACGGAAGCCACAUUUCCGUUAUUGCUCCGAGGGAUGAUCCAGCUUCUUAUUACAAUCGGAAAGGAUGGUAUUCCAUUGUACUGCAAGGGGUUGUAGACCACAAUUUCUGCUUCACAGAUAUAUACGUGGGGUGUCCUGGUAGAACACAUGAUGCAAGAGUGCUUCGCAACUCUCCUAUCUUCAAGAUGGCUGAAGAACAAAAUGGUUACUUGUUUCCCUGUGAGAAAUCCAUGACUGUAGAUGGUGUGGAGGUACCCAUCCAUCUCGUCGGAGACGCAGCUUACCCUCUGAAGAAGUGGCUAAUGAAAGGGUUCACCCAUCACCACCUAACUCCCGAACAGAACACCUUCAACUACCAUUUAAGCUCUGCUCGAAUGGUGGUUGAAAAUGCAUUUGGACGUUUGAAGGGUCGUUGGAGGUGCCUUGCCAAGCGCAAUGAUGUGGACAUUUCUAUAAUGCCGGACAUUGUUACUGCUUGCUGCAUACUGCACAAUGUUUGUGAGAUAAACAAAGAGACCUUUUUGCCUGAGUGGGACAUUGAUGCUGCUACUGACCUCCCACAAGAGCCUGACACAGAGGUUUUUCAUGCACCACAGACAGGUAGCACAGAACAGAUACGAGAGGCAAUGAUGAGCAUUCUUUAAAAAAGAGCUCGGUCUGAUUUUU
Molecule: messenger RNA, 1312 nt
Organism: Megalops cyprinoides (Indo-Pacific tarpon)
Lineage: Eukaryota; Metazoa; Chordata; Actinopteri; Elopiformes; Megalopidae
Product: protein ANTAGONIST OF LIKE HETEROCHROMATIN PROTEIN 1-like
Exons: 3
Coding region: 7-1290 (427 amino acids)
Source: RefSeq, a predicted model, not a curated record